Molecule: messenger RNA, 684 nt
Organism: Salvelinus sp. IW2-2015
Lineage: Eukaryota; Metazoa; Chordata; Actinopteri; Salmoniformes; Salmonidae
Source: RefSeq, a predicted model, not a curated record
AUGACGGGAGAGGAUGGUUUUCCAGGUUUCAAGGGCGACAUGGGCAUCAAGGGAGACAAGGGAGAGCUCGGUGUCCUAGGAACCAGAGGUGAAGACGGACCUGAAGGCCCCAAAGGUCGUUCCGGCCCCAACGGAGAGGCUGGCCCCAUCGGGUCGGCUGGAGAGAAGGGUAUCGCUGGUAAAUCUGGACCCAGAGGCCAACGUGGCCCAACGGGUCCCCGUGGUGGAAGAGGUGCCAGGGGACCAACUGGAAAGCCAGGUGCUAAGGGAACAUCAGGCAACGACGGACCUCCCGGUGGAUCAGGAGAGAGAGGACCUCAAGGACCCCAGGGGCCAGUCGGCUUCCCAGGACCUAAGGGCCCUAAUGGGCCCCCAGGUAAAGACGGAAUGCCUGGUCACCCUGGGCAGAGAGGAGAGACAGGUUUCCAGGGAAAGACUGGGCCACCUGGGCCUGGAGGGGUUGUAGGACCUCAGGGACCAACAGGAGAGACCGGCGGCAUCGGAGAGAGAGGACACCCUGGUUCCCCUGGACCCCCCGGAGAGCAAGGUUUACCUGGAGCUGCUGGGAAAGAAGGAGGAAAGGGUGACCCAGGUCCAAUGGGUACGUCUGGGAAGGUUGGUCCAGCUGGGCUCCGGGGCUUCGCUGGACAGAGAGGUCUUCCUGGGGCAAAUAGCGUGUACUAG